GAAUUGUUGCCAUCCCAGGGCGCCCAGGCAGGUCUCUCAGCGAUAUGCCUCACGAAAGAACUCUCGAUCUGCCUCUUGACAUCAUACACCUUCGACGCACCCUCAGCGUAAUCGUACACCAGCAGCUGGUGUUCGCCAAGCGCGUAGUUGGUCACUAGAUGGCCGAUCCAGUUCGGCUCGCCUUGCUCCGCGUAUGUCACGCCUGGGAACUCCACUCCCAAAGGCUCGUCGUCACUUGGGAUAGGGCAUCCGACUCGAUGUCGGAAACCAACGUCCGACUCGCGCACAAGACAAUGAGGAAUUGGAGCUCCUUGUAUCCACACCAACUGGUCCCCCGCUGUACAGCGGUCGAAGGGAAACUCGGACGCAAGUCUGAAUUCAUUGAUGCCGUCUGCGGGGGUGAGGUAAAUCAGGGAGGGUGGCUGUCCGUGCAAGCUGUCAAUCAAUAAAUGAGCGAUCUCCUUUUCCUUUUCCGCUGAGUUCGAAAAAUCUUUCCCCGUGCCGUUUGCAGAGAAAGAUUUGGUCUGUUUAUCCAAGCGGAGCACCCACUAUUCAUGUUUUUCGAUCUCAACGUACCGGUCACACACGCGACACAACUGACUCACGCAUCCUCGAAGAAGAAUAAAGGCAAACAGCCUCAGCAAUUGAGCGAUGUAUCGUAUUCUCCAGCUCAGAUAUCUUCCAUAGAGGAACGGGUAGAUCUGUUGGUACAUCUGGGAUACACGGUUAUUGCCUUCAAUCAGACUGUGCUAAGUGCCGUUGUGCCCAAGACACACGUCAAUACUAUGGACAGUCUUGUUUCUAGCCUCAAGAAACGCACUGGAGUUGUGUUCCUCAAACGCCUGACGAUCAUAUUGGACCAGGACAGCGAGAAAGGGUUCGGAUUGAUACCCACAAAUGCGCCGCUCUUCAAAUCAUACGACCUCAUCGCGCUGGUUCCAACUAAUCAAGCGACCUUUUCACUUGCGUGCCUCACACACAGCCUACCCUCCGCGCUGACGGCGCACAUCAUCUGCCUACCGCUCACGCUACGGCUUGACUUCCGGAUGAAGCACACGCUUGUGCGCACCGCAAUCAAGCAUGGCGCGGUAUUUGAGAUCAACUACGUCGGGGCACUGGGUGGCGAGCACGAGCCAAUCGUCUCCGAGGCAGGGUACGCUGAGACUGGCCCUCAGGCGAAACGCAACUGGUGGGCGACGGCCAAGGAGAUCGUACGCGUCUCCAAAGGGAAGGGGAUCGUUGUCAGUGGUGGAGUUGUGGCCGAGGCCGAUCUGCGUGCUCCGAGAGAUGUUGCGAACCUGAUCACUCUCCUGGACAUGCCUCAAGACGCCGCCCAUAGCGCGUGCACCAAGUCUCCCAAGUCCCUCGUACUACGCGCCCAAACGCGGCAGACAUAUCGGGCCGUCUUUAGCGAACCCGUCCUGGUCGUACCAGAAGGUUUCAGCGCACCGGAAGUUGCGAUGGAAGAGAGCCCAGGAGAGCCUCAAAACAAGAACGAGAAGAAACGACCACGCGAAGACGAUGCCGUCAUGCCUAAUCUUGCAGCCGGUGCCUCGACGGUGCCAGAAAGCAACGCGGCUCGCAAGAAAAAGAAGAGGAAACAGAGUAAUCCGGCUGCAGCCAAGUAACAGUAGAACUGCCAUACCGAUACAUACAUUGCGCUUACGGGUCACCUGCUGGAGCUCACUGUCGACCGACUGGGUUGGAUAUCACCCGAGUGAAUAUUGUGCAUCUCCGAUUCGAGUGUUUACUUGAAAUAGUUGGAGCGAAAUUGAUUCUCGCAGUCCGUAAACAUCAGAUAAUCGACCGGAUGUUCACUAUUCUAUCAAGCUCAAGCUCUCUUCUCAUCUGGCAAAAGCUGAUGGGAAGUGAGAACCUGUCCGGAACCGGCUCGCUAGCACGACUGACCUUGCCAGGAUUCAUGAUGUCAUCUGGGUCGAUGGCUUUCUUGACUUUCCUCAUGAGGGCCACGGUGCCUUCCCCAAGCUCCUCAGUCAGAUACUCCUUUUUCCCAACCCCGACACCAUGUUCUCCGGUGCCUUGCGAGAAAGCUUCAGCGUACAACUCCUUCAAGAGCGAUGGGCUCACAAGUUCCGUCCAGAUCUAACGCAAGGUGGACCAGGCGGUGCACUGCGUCACCUACCUUUUCCAACUCCUUGUCGUCUUCAAACAGAAUCAGCGCAUGGAAGUUUCCGUCUCCGACAUGUCCAACAAUCGUGCUGCGAAGCCCAGCAUUUGCUAGAUCUCUCUUGCUUUCGAGGACGAGUCGUGGAAGAUUCGAGACGGGAACGCUGAUUCGCUCUUCUUCAAUUAUCUUUCGUGCCGAGAUAAAUCGACCACAAACCAGACAUCAGUCGUCCAGCACUUGCUUCCGGGAUAUGCAGCCAGUGUUGACAUGAGAGCAUACUUGCGAUUCUGCCAAAGGCUAUCCGCUUCAGCGUCGGUCGCUGCAAACUCGAAUUUGCUGCUGCCGUGUUUUUUAACGAUCGCUUGGAUGGUCUUCGAAGUAAGUUUGAUGGCAGCAUCGUCCCCUUGCAGCUUGAGAAAGAGAGUGUCCGUGACGGGAUAUGGCUUGUCAACGAGGCCACCUUUGUUGAUAGCAUCCAUCACUGGAGAGUAUCGAUCUCAGCCGCAGUCCGCCGCAAGCCAGCGAUGUCUUACUAUGAUUGUCCAAAAGCUCGACACACUCUGUCCGACCAUGGCGCAUUGAGCAUGUGGGCAACGCUCAGCUCUGUCACUCACGAACGUGGGAUCCGUAGGCAGAAUUGAGGAUCUCUUGAACCGCAUUCACAGCCUUGCCCACGUCUGGGAAUUGGGCCAUAGCCACUUUCGUCGGGAGGGCAGGAGCCAGUCGUAAUGUCGCCUCCGUAACAAUUCCGAGUGUCCCUUCAGCCCCAAUAAAAAGCUUUGUCGUAUCCCAGCCAGCAGACGAUUUGCGACUUCUUCUGCGAGUUUUGAUCACUUCUCCGUUAGGAAUCACGACCGUCUGCACAAGAGUUCAGCCGAUU
This is a messenger RNA of Mycena citricolor, 3008 nucleotides long. Lineage: Eukaryota; Fungi; Basidiomycota; Agaricomycetes; Agaricales; Mycenaceae. The record is from the annotation of a GenBank genome assembly.